AUGUCGGCCACCGCCAUAUCUGUGCAGAUGUUUUCUUCCUUUGAGUUCUACGAUAGUAACCCGGCGUUUUGUUCUCCAAAUUUUGUCUUUCCGGACACCGAUCUUGAUCUUGCCUCGUUUGUUCCCGACCCGUCCUUGUCGCUCUACGACACCGACCCAUCUGCCUUUCUACCAUUACCCCCGGAUCUCGCUGGUUCCGGUGAUCUGGACUAUGCAAGUCUGCCAACAGGGACUUCCAGUUCGCCGUAUGCGCCCGAUUCAUUUGACUUGACUGCGAUUUCGACUCCUGUUGAUGUGAACGACUCUCUGCCUAUUUUGGAUAUUGACUCCUCGGGCACGGAUUCAGACACCCAAAUCAACCACGGCCAACUACCUUUGCUCAUGCCCGCCUCGAGACUCCCUCCCGUGUCCAUUACUGCCCCAUCGACCUCUAAGGACAACCCGCCGAAGGAGACCCCGAACCGGGUCUCGAAGCGUCAGCUCAAUACCCUUGCUGCGCGGAGAUACCGCCAGCGACGGGUGGACCGGAUGAACGAGCUUGAGGCGGAACUGGAGAAGGUGAAGCGGGAGCGGGACGAGUUGAAGAUGCGGGUGUCGAAGCUGGAGGGGGAGACGGAGGCGUUGAGGGGGUUGGUGAAGAAUAGAGACAAGUAA
Messenger RNA from Aspergillus udagawae, 654 nucleotides. Its product is annotated as bZIP transcription factor JlbA/IDI-4. Bases 1 to 654 code for a protein of 217 amino acids. NCBI's taxonomy places the organism in Eukaryota, Fungi, Ascomycota, Eurotiomycetes, Eurotiales, Aspergillaceae. The transcript has 3 exons. Gene Ontology annotation, cellular component: nucleus. The record is from RefSeq and is a predicted model, not a curated record. Gene Ontology annotation, molecular function: DNA-binding transcription activator activity, RNA polymerase II-specific; RNA polymerase II transcription regulatory region sequence-specific DNA binding. Gene Ontology annotation, biological process: regulation of transcription by RNA polymerase II.